AUGAAACCCUCAUCCCGGCCUUAUCCAUCAUGGGGCCAUCCUGAGCGGCCAGAUGUAGAACCUCAAUUUCACCGAUUAGACGCUACAGAUUUUAACGUUUCUCUUGAACCUUCGAUAAAAUCCAAAUCUUUCAGAGAAUAUGAUACCGAAAUUCAAUACAGAUUGAUCACAAAUGACUCCACCGAUCAAAGCCUCAUAUGGUUAACGAUGGCAAGAAAUAUUUUUCACCAUGAAUUAUCACAAAUGCCAGAAAAUUACAUUUCCAAGCUUGUAUUUAACAAAAACCACUUCACAUGUGUUUUGAUAUUAGAUGGCAUGGUUUUUGGAGGAAUUUGCUUCAGACCUUUCUUUGAUCGAGAUUUUGCCGAAAUUGCUUUCUGCGCAGUAUCAUCUACUGGACAAAUUAAAGGCUACGGAUCUCAUAUUAUGUCGCAGGUUAAGACUUAUAUGCAAGCUAUGCAAAUUCAUAAUGUUUUAACAUAUGCAGAUAAUUCUGCAGUCGGAUACUUCAAUCGUCAAGGUUUUACGCUUCAGAUUAACCUUGACCCUCAAAUUUGGCGUCAUUGCAUUAAAGAUUACCAAGGCGCGACGCUCAUUCACUGUAAAUUAUAUCCUUCCAUAGAUUAUCUUCGUAUUAACGAUGUAAUUGACGCUCAAUUGAGAUGGACAUCUGACUUAUUACCAGAUUAUCCUACUAGAAUCACCAGAGUUUGGCCAAUCAAAAGAUUUUCCGGAGUUCUCAUUAAUUCAACGCCGACAAUCGAUGUUACAGACCAGAUGCGUAUAGUAGUUGACAAAGUCAAGCACCAUUCACGCUCAUGGCCUUUUAGAAAGCCAGUUUCUAAAAAUGAAGCUCCAAAUUACUUCGAAAUCAUCAAGUUCCCAAUGGAUCUGUCAACAUUGGAGAAGAACGUUUACGAUGGAAAGUACACAACGUUCCAGAAAUUCGAAGCCGAUUUAAGGCUAAUUUUUUCGAACUGUUAUAUGUAUAAUAAAGGUGAAUCCGUGUACAGAAAGAGUGCUAUAGAGUUGGAAAGAUUCGUAAACCAACUUUUGGCCUCUCAAAAAGUGAGAUCUCAUAUCUCAACAAAACCAAAGUAA
Molecule: messenger RNA, 1101 nt
Organism: Trichomonas vaginalis G3
Lineage: Eukaryota; Parabasalia; Trichomonadida; Trichomonadidae
Product: histone acetyltransferase protein
Exons: 1
Coding region: 1-1101 (366 amino acids)
Biological process (GO): positive regulation of transcription by RNA polymerase II; chromatin remodeling
Cellular component (GO): histone acetyltransferase complex
Molecular function (GO): histone H3 acetyltransferase activity; protein binding
Source: RefSeq, a predicted model, not a curated record